GGGUUUAUCAGCUACCUACACCCAUGAUCCAAGCCACAAACCGAUGCAAGGGUCUCAAGCUAGAACGUUCGUAUAUCUACUCUCUCUACUACAUCGGUGUCCACUGCUGCUGCCGACAGUCAGUAUAUUUCAGAUACGUCGGGUGGUGACUGUGACAACCUGCAAGUCAGAAGUUAGUCGCGCAACGAUCGACUACAUGCAGCAUGCAUGCAGAGUAUGCCGAGGUGUCAUGCCGAGACCUAGACCUGAGUAAGCCAGAUAUUAAUUAUUUCCGAUAUUUGUACAAAAACCGAGUUAUUUUCGUGGGAAUGAGUUAUUUCG
Messenger RNA from Talaromyces proteolyticus, 321 nucleotides. RefSeq lists its product as uncharacterized. Lineage: Eukaryota; Fungi; Ascomycota; Eurotiomycetes; Eurotiales; Trichocomaceae. The record is from RefSeq and is a predicted model, not a curated record. The transcript is spliced from 2 exons. The coding region runs from base 44 to 253 and encodes 69 amino acids.